This is a messenger RNA of Carassius auratus (goldfish), 2435 nucleotides long. RefSeq names its product trimethyllysine dioxygenase, mitochondrial-like. Gene Ontology annotation, cellular component: mitochondrion. NCBI's taxonomy places the organism in Eukaryota, Metazoa, Chordata, Actinopteri, Cypriniformes, Cyprinidae. Gene Ontology annotation, biological process: carnitine biosynthetic process. The transcript has 8 exons. Bases 187 to 1416 code for a protein of 409 amino acids. The record is from RefSeq and is a predicted model, not a curated record. Gene Ontology annotation, molecular function: trimethyllysine dioxygenase activity; iron ion binding.
GCGCUUGCGUGGACAGCACAUGACACAAUGGCGGGGAUGAAGCUCAAGUUCAAUGAUUAAUGUUAACGAUUUUAUAAAGCAGCUCUUUAAGAAACAGACGCGAGUCGAAGUUCACCGAGGUUUCACACUUGGAGCUUGAAUUUCCGGAUCCUUCUCGCUUGCGAGGCUCGUGGUCUGCAAGUCACUAUGGCAUUGAUAAGGAUGUUGAGCAGACUGAGAGGAUAUGUGCACUUGGAGCAAGGUUUGAGAGCCAGUUCUCAGAGCAAGAGAUUACAGCACACUGCCACCCAUUCAUCUUCAUGCAACUAUCAGCUUCUGCCUGACUGCCUGGAGCUCCACUAUGGUGGUCUUGUAAUGCACUUUGACUACGUGUGGCUGCGAGAUCACUGUCGCUCGGCUUCAUGCUACAACUCAAAAACACACCAGCGAAACCUGGACACUGCCAGCAUUGAUCUGAACAUCAGGCCUUUCAAGAGCAGAGUGGACGAGAACAGCCUGUUCCUCACGUGGCCAGAUGGACACAUCACACGGUACACUCUCACAUGGCUGGCCCAGAACAGCUACGAGGGCCAGAAGAGGAGCGCGGUGCAACCUCGUGUCCUGUGGAGCGCUGAUAUCUACUCCAGCGCUCAGGUGCCCUCUGCCAGCUGGGACAAGUUCAUGAGCUGCGACGAGGAGCUGAAGAACUUCCUCAACAACUUCCUGCUUUACGGAAUUGCCUUCGUGGAAGGCGUCCCACCAACCCUAGAAGCUACUGAAACGGUGACCCAAAGAGUGAGCCUCAUCAGGGAGACCAUGUACGGGCGGAUGUGGAACUUCACUUCAGAUUUCUCUCGUGGAGAUACAGCCUACACAAAGCUGGCACUGGACCGCCACACCGACACCUCAUACUUCCAAGAACCCUGCGGCAUCCAGGUGUUUCACUGUCUGAGACAUGAAGGAACGGGCGGCCGAACUCUGCUGGUGGACGGUUUCCACGCGGCUGACGCAGUCCUCCAGCGAACGCCCGAGUACUUCGAGCUGCUUUCACACGUGCCCAUCAAACACGAGUACGUGGAGAACCUGAGUGAGCAUCGCAACCACAUGAUCGGCAUCGGCCCCGUGCUCAACGUCUAUCCGUGGAACAACGAGCUGUACAUGAUUCGGUAUAAUAACUAUGACCGUUCUGUUAUUAACACAGUCCCUCAUGAUGUGGUGCACCGCUGGUAUACGGCUCACAGACAGCUCUCCGCUGAACUCAGGAGACCAGACAAUGAGCUGUGGGUCAAACUCAAACCUGGGAAGGUUCUGUUCAUUGAUAACUGGCGUGUUCUGCACGGCAGAGAGUCGUUCACCGGCCUGCGACAGCUGUGCGGAUGUUAUCUGACGCGUGACGAUGUGCUGAACACAGCACGCUCUCUGGGUCUCCAGGCCUGAAUACCUAAUGCUAAACUACCCAAAUGACAGCGGUACACCAGCAUUCACCAAAAACAAGCCGAUUCCUCAAGCAUAGCGCGGACGCUUGCUAUACAGCAGGAUCCCAACAGUAUUACUUAUCAACUCAGCUCUUUUUUGAAUGAUUUUAUGAUUUGAAUAAAAUUUGUUUAUUGCAGAGGAGGCAUCUUUUGAUCCAUAACGAUUUCUUUCCACAGAAAAACAGAUGGUAGCAAUAAAGAGUUUAAUUUAAGUGAUACAUUUUUAUUUGUAUUUUUUAAAAAUGGUCAGGAACCAUUUAUUCACACAAAUCAGAAGAUCCUUUGUUUCGCAGAAUGAUGUUUGAAUCCUGGAAAUGUGUUCUCACAAAAAUGAUAAUGUCCUGAUUAUUUACUCACCAUCCAAGGUGUACUGUAUCUGUCUUUCUUUUUUCAGCUGAAGAGAAAUUCAAGUUUUAGAGUAAAACAUUAUAGGAUUUUUCACCAUCUAAUGCAAGUGAACGGUGCUCACUUUUGAUCUUUUUUAAUCUAUUUUUGAUCUAAUUUUGAUCUAUAUCAAAGUAUUCCACCUGAUCCGAGCUGACAAACAGGUUUUCUACAGUGAAAUGAUCAGUCAAUUUCAGAAAAGAAAAAAAACUCCAGAUGCUGGCUUUGGUCCAGCUCAGAUUAAUUCACACAGUCUUGUGUGACAGACUGUAGGCAGAAAGAAGGAGCAGUGUCCUAAAGUUGAAAGAGAUUUAAUGUCAUGAAUUAAACUGAUACUGUGAACCGAUCCUUUAAACGGUUGUAAAUGGAGGGUAUUUCUGUGGGUUUGUGCCUUAACAGUGAUGUGGGAGUGCAUGGUUGAGAUAAUAUUAAAGAUCUCACAAAGCUUAAAUAUACUGUAUUGCAUUAAUCUGAGCUUUUUUUGGAAUCUGCGGCAUUUUAACAUUCUGUAUCCAAUAUAAAAUGAUCUCAUAUGUAUGUACGCACAAAAUACCAAUGGUACCUCUGGAAAAUAAAUACAUUAUUAAUUUCCUUGCA